GGCUUCCGUGACGAGCUGAAGUUGCACGUGACCUUCAGCGGCGGCGAGAUCCACGAGUACGGCACCACUUACGAGCACCUGAAGAGGCUGAGGACGAGGUGCGAGCAGGGCACUGAGCUGCAGGCCAACCCGAAGUACCUCGACUACGUGGUGGAGACUCUCUGCCUGGGCAGCUCGAACACGGCACCCACACCUGGAGUGCCAGCGCACAAGGCGCUCAUGGGGAGCACCCCCGCUCUGUCUCAGCAGCAGGCUGGCGUCUACCGCUCGUGCGUGGGGGCGCUGAUGUAUUACGUUCAGGACAGAGCGGACUGCCAGUACGAGGUCAGCUUACUGGGCAGAAUGCUGUCAGGCCCCACCGUCGGCGCAUUCACCGCACUCAAGAGGCUCGUGAGGUACCUGCUCGGCACGAGGGAUGCGGUGAACUGGCUAUCGAGACCGACGGAGGGCACGAACGUGGAGCUGGUUGGCUUCGGCGACAGCGACUGGGCGGGCGACCUGCAGACGAGGAGGUCACAGUCGAGCGGCAAGAUCGAGAUCGACGGCGUUCCCAUGCACUCGUUCAGCAGGCGCCAGGGCAUCGUGGCCACCAGUUCGGGAGUUGCAGAAUGCUAUGCGGCGACGGCGGUCGCCGAAGACAUACUCUACUUCAAGUCGCUCCUGGAGUUCAUGGGCUUCUCAGUGGCGGCUACUCUGCUGACGGACUCGUCAGCUGCCCGAGGUAUCGCCCGACGGGAAGGAGUUGGAAAGGUUCGAAGUCUGGAGGCGCGAGUGCUCUGGCUCCAGCAGGCGAUCAAGCGGGAGCUGAUGGACCGGGACCCGGACCUGGGCACGAAGAUCUUCGGACACGAUCGCUUCGUCAAGCUCAGGACGCUCAGCGGCAUCUACACGGACAUAGGCCAGGUCGCGGAGAGCGACCAGCAGUCGGAGGAGGUGGACUUCGACGAGGGGGCGGCUGCGCGGGCGCGGCGCUCAAGGAGUGCGGCGGGCUUUCCUGGUGCCAAUCGCUCGGCGGCCCUUGCAAUGAUCACGGCAGCGGCGACGCUCUUGCAGGGAUGUGAGGGCCAGACCGCUCACUACGACGGCUACUACUACGACACGGAGGUUUGCUCCACGGACGGCAUUGUCGCGAGCGGCUGGACGAGCUACUUGCUGAUGGUGGUCGUCUGGACGUUGGUCGUGGCCGCCGUCAGCGGCUAUGUGGGAUUCAAUUGCGCCGACGUGCGGGAUCCAGAAUGGCUCCUGGUCCCGCCCGAGCCCGAUACGACGCUGAAGGAGAUGCGGCCCACGGACAUGGUGGACACUACCAUUCCCAGCGUGCCAGCCUCGUCGGUGAUGACGCGACCGAGUCAGACGAGGCGGAGUGUGAGCACGCAGUCGCAGACAACGUACAAGUGGAAGUGGGCAGCUCCGCGGUUUCAGCCAGUGCAGGACCACGCGCACGGUGUUUUCCUUGAAGUGCGCGUGGACAACGCCAGAGGACUUUUCUUGGGCUGA
Molecule: messenger RNA, 1497 nt
Organism: Prorocentrum cordatum
Lineage: Eukaryota; Dinophyceae; Prorocentrales; Prorocentraceae
Source: the annotation of a GenBank genome assembly